Molecule: messenger RNA, 792 nt
Organism: Trypanosoma theileri
Lineage: Eukaryota; Euglenozoa; Kinetoplastea; Trypanosomatida; Trypanosomatidae
Product: putative 40S ribosomal protein S2
Exons: 1
Coding region: 1-792 (263 amino acids)
Biological process (GO): translation
Cellular component (GO): cytosolic small ribosomal subunit; ribosome
Molecular function (GO): RNA binding; structural constituent of ribosome
Source: RefSeq, a predicted model, not a curated record
AUGGCUGACGCCCCAAUCGCUCCUGCUGGUGAACAGCGUGGCUUCGGCCGUGGUCGUGGAGGCCGCGGUGGCCGUGGCGGUCGUGGAGGCCGCGGUGGCGCUAACGAGGAAAAGGACUGGGUUCCAUGCACAAAGCUGGGUCGCCUGGUGAAGGAGCAGAAGAUCACCUCCCUUGAGGAGAUCUUUCUCUUCUCGAUGCCCAUCAAGGAGCACCAGAUUGUGGACCAGCUGAUCAAGGAGAGUGAUCUUCGUGAUGAGAUGAUGCUCAUCUUCCCCGUCCAGAAGGCCACAUCGGCUGGUCAGCGCACACGCUUCAAGGCGUUCAACGUGGUCGGUGAUGGCAACGGACACAUUGGUGUCGGCGCUCGUGUCGGCAAGGAGGUGUCACUCGCCAUUCGUGCUUCCAUGAUCGCAGCGAAGCUGAACAUCGUCCCCGUGCGCCGUGGUUACUGGGGUAACAAGAUUGGUGAGCCACACACGAUCCCAAUGAAGGUGACCGGUAAGUGCGGUUCUGUCGCCGUCCGUCUCGUCCCUGCGCCACGUGGUACUGGCAUUGUUGCGGCACCCGUCCCAAAGAAGAUUCUCGAGUUCGCCGGUGUGGAAGACGUGUACACCAGCUCCUGCGGCAAGACCCGCACACGUGGCAACUUCAUCAUGGCAACCUUCUACGCGCUGCGCAAGACGUACGGUUUCUUGACACCCGACCUCUGGGCAGAGACAGAGGUGUCACGUGACCCCACUGAUGAGCACUCAGAGUUUCUCGCCAUGGGUGGCAAGAUGAUCGCCGCGUAA